This is a messenger RNA of Anguilla anguilla (European eel), 2722 nucleotides long. Its product is annotated as kelch domain-containing protein 7A-like. The record is from RefSeq and is a predicted model, not a curated record. The transcript is spliced from 2 exons. Lineage: Eukaryota; Metazoa; Chordata; Actinopteri; Anguilliformes; Anguillidae. The coding region runs from base 265 to 2589 and encodes 774 amino acids. Gene Ontology annotation, molecular function: protein binding.
UCAGCACUAGGGAUGCAAAUUAUUAAGUGAUAGUGGGAGUCCUACAGGUGCCUGGGUGAGAGUUAUCCCAAGGAAGGAGAAAAGGACACACACGCAUACCCACACACGCACAUCAAUGCACGUCCAUGCAUUCGGACGACCGGGAUCUCUGCAAAAACUUGGCAACUGAGACGAGUUGCGACAGGUGGAAUGUAGAACGCGGCAAAUCACUGAGAUUCACCGUCGCUGCGCAAUCCCUCUGGAGCUCCUGGCCUUAAAGAAGAAAUGGCUACAGCAGAAGAUCUCCUGGGCGCCGGGUUUGACAUGCAGCUUAUGGGGAAGUUGGUUCUUUCUCUGGUUGUCGUGCUGCUCAUUUCCUGGGCUUAUAAAUUAUACGGCUCCAGGAGCCCAGCCCGGCGCCGAUGUGCGCUGGGUCAAUCUAAUGGGAACGUCCGACAGCCGACAGACUCUCAGAUACCGGCAGGCACUUGCAUGAAAUGCAAAGCUGAGCUGCGACAGAAAAAGGAACAGGUACCAGCGAGCGCUGAGAGGGGAAGGACAGAGUGGGCUGAAAACACUCCGAAGGAUCCUGAAAAUGACUGUCCGGAACACCGUGAAUACCCUGCCGAGAAUCCCAAAAUGGAGAUUGGUGAACACCAUAAACACCCUCCGAGUACUUCUGAAAAGGAGGCUUUGGAACACGUCAAAUCCCGCCCUGAGAAUUUUGGUGAAGAUACUUUGGAGGAGCAUGAAUACUGCCCUGAAACUACAUCGGCAGACAACCACGCUGAAGCGCUUGCAAUUGCACCACAUUCAAACUGCGAUGCGUCAAAGGAGAUAGUUACUCACCGUGGUUUCAGCAGCACGUUAUCCCCAGCACUUUCCACUGAACAAGGCCAAACAAGCCCAACAGGACGGCGCUCCCCAUGUACGCUGAGGAAACUGGAGCAGAGUGCGGGCGUCCGACGAGAACUCAGACAAGACCUGGGGCACCCCGGCGCCUUCUCCAGCUUCCGGUCCAAGGUGGAGAUCAGAGUGGAGGAUGCUGACCUUUUACUGGAGAGACCUGGGCACAAACAUGUGGAGGUACGUGGGAAAAUCUAUGAUUUUUAUGCUGAGUCUACCUCUCAGUCAUCAGACUACCAAUCUUGCUCAGAUGUACUGAGGCCAAUAGCAAGGCAGUAUGAAGACUGCACAUCGAAAGACUUGCAGCCGAUUGGUUUGUCUGGAAUUCUACCAAUCGGAGGAGACCGCUGCACUGGUGGCAGAAGUGCUAAGCUACCGGUUGUCCCAGGAUUCCACAUUUCACCCCUGAACAUGCAGGAUGUUGGAAUAGGAAAUUCAAACACAGUCUGCUCUGCAGCCCAUUCAUCUGUGGAUUUGUGCUCCAGGCCCUUAAGUCUGACUAACAGACGUCCAAUCCUCCGCGAGUCUGCAGCAAGGGCCAAUGUUUCACAAACACCACUAGAGGGCGUUGGAAGUCCAGAGCUGGAGAGCCUAAUGGGUCGACUGGACUUAGGCAACUGCUUGCAUGCCCUUACCCUAGCCAGAAAGCACAGACAUGCAGGCCUUGAAGAGUCAGCACUGAGGGUCAUGUCUGACAACUACUUACAGGUACUACAAGAACCAGGGCUAUAUGGGAGGCUGAAAGCGGAUGACCGGGAGAAGAUCCAGAAUCGGAGAAUGAAGGGAAGGCAGUACUUAAUGGUGGCUGACAUUGACCCUCAAUACAGGAUGAUGAACAGAACAAUGGCAGGGGCAGGAUCAUGUGACUCCAGGAUAUCCAGUGGGUUAUACUAUUAUGAUGACUACAAAGACACUUGGCACCACAUGUGUCCCCUCCCUAAAGAAGUAGUGUCCAGGGGCUGUGCCAUGUGCACACUGGACAACUAUCUCUUCAUUGCUGUGGGGUAUGAAGGUGCUAGCUACUAUGCUGAGCCAUCAAGGAAAGUGUUCUGCUUCAAUCCAGCAACAAACAUCUGGACGGAGGUUCGCCCCAUGAAUGAAGCCAGACCCCUCUGCAAACUGGUGGCCCUGCAGGGCCACAUCUAUGCAAUCGGAGGGGAGGGCCUUCGGACCGUGGAGCGGUACAACCCGCGGGCGGACUGCUGGACCUUUGUCGCGCCCCUGCCCAGGGACACCUUCUUGGUGGCCCACCGAGCCACCGCCUGCAACGGGGAGCUCUUUGUGUUGGGGGGUACCCUGAAGUACACACUGCUGCGAUACAACCCCCAAACAGAUGCCUGGACGCGGAGCCUGACCAUCGACAGCAAAGAAGGGACCACGGAGGUGGUGGCGGCGAGAAACUCUCUGUACCGAUUUGACGUCUGCCCCUACCAGGGCAUCAGCGUUUACCGCUACCACGCUGUGGCUCGCCUGUGGUACGAGUGCUGCUCCAAGCGGCUGCCCCACUGCCCCGCCUUCCAGUGCGCCACGUUGGACGACGUCAUCUACUGCGUGAGCCGCGAGUUCACUAUGAGGCUGUUGGCGGAUGAGGUCUCUCCCAAAUUCGAUAAGAAAGACCUGAAAGUUCUCUCUGUGGCCAAUGGUGUCUUAUUCCCUUUUACCCUGGUGUUUCCUGAUAAGAAAACUCUUCAGACCAGUGUGUGAGCAAGGGUUACUGACAUAUGUCAGCAGAGCAGCUUCGGCAAAAAGCCUGCCAUUUUCCCCCUGUGUGGGGCCUCGAUUGGGAUUGGAUAACAGGCCACCCUCAUCUGAAUGAAGCAGGCAGAGAUGAAGGCUG